GUGACGUGCAAAUGCAUUUUUCACUCGCGCUGAUUCUCAACAGCGGCUGGCCUCAUCUUUGUCGCUGAACCUGUCCGCCCAAGACAGCAUUAGACCAACCACAUAUAGACCAACAUUGCCAAACUGAAGAACCCUUUCAUAGCAGCUAUGCCGCCUCCUAUUCGUCAUCGUUCAAUGCGCAUCUUCGUCAAUGAUGACCGCCACGUGAUGGCCAAGCACUCGGCCAUCUAUCCCACCCAAGAGGAGCUGGAGGGGGUGCAGAAUAUGGUGUCCCACACCGAACGGGCUCUCAAGGCUGUCUCCGAUUGGCUGGAUGAGCAGGAGAAGGGAACUCCCAAAACAAACACCGUGGAUGCUGAUGAAGACGAAGAGAAAGAGACUGAACCCAAAUCUUUGGAUCAGCCCACCCGUUCUCUGCGUGGAGUAAUGCGCGUUGGGCUGGUCGCUAAAGGUCUCCUUCUGAAGGGAGAUGUUGACCUGGAGCUCGUGCUGUUGUGCAAAGACAAGCCCUCCAUCAACCUGCUGAAGAAGGUUGCAGAUAAUCUAGAUGUGCAACUUAAGCUCAUCACCGAGGAGAAAUACGAUGUCAAGCCAUACGUCCACGAUGCCACCAUUGUCAUCAAGAACUCCAAAGAACCACCGCUGACAUUGACCAUUCACCUGACGUCACCCCUCGUAAGAGAGGAGCUGGAGAAGCAAGCAGCAGGAGAAACGCAAUCAGUCAACGAUCCCCCGGAUGUUCUGGACAGGCAGAAAUGCCUGACUGCAUUGGCGUCUCUCCGCCACGCCAAGUGGUUCCAGGCCAGGGCUAAUGGACUGCGCUCCUGCGUGAUCGUCAUCCGUAUAUUGAGGGACUUGUGCGCUCGAGUUCCCACCUGGGCUCCUCUCAGUGGAUGGCCCUUAGAGCUGCUGUGCGAGAAAGCGAUUGGAACCGGAAACCGGCCAAUGGGAGCCGGGGAAGCUCUUCGUAGAGUUCUGGAAUGUCUUGGAUCCGGAAUCCUCAUGGCAGGUCAGAAUGGUGCAGGCAUCUGUGACCCUUGUGAAAAGGAACUGACCGAUGCCAUUGGUCACAUGGACAGCCAGCAACGAGAGGACAUUACACAGAGUGCUCAGCAUGCCUUGAGGCUUUCUGCUUUCGGACAGUUGCACAAAGUGCUUGGAAUGGACCCGCUCCCCUCGAAAAUGCCCAGAAAACCAAGGAGCGAAACCAUUAUAGACUACACAGUUCAGAUCCCACCCAGCGUGACCUACGUACCCCCCAUGAAACGCCCCAUAGAGGAGGAGAUGUCAGACGAGAAGAAUCAAAACAAAAAGAAAAAGAAAUUGCAGAAGAAAUCUCCAGACGAGAAGGCUGAACCUUCACUGGCCAUGAACGCCCUGAUGCGUCUGAACCAGCUGAAGCCAGGGCUGCUUUAUAAGCUCAUCUCUCAGACCGGUCCCGUUCACGUGCCGGUCUUCACCAUGUCUGUGGACGUGGACGGGAAGACCUUCGAAGCCUCGGGCCCCUCCAAACGCGCCGCCAAGCUACACGUAGCUGUCAAAGUUUUGCAAGAUAUGGGUCUGCCCACGGGUGUGGAGCAGAAGGUUGCUGAACCGGUGAAACAAGAGGAACCGCAGGUGACCACAGAGCAACCAGAGACCGAGCCACCACCAGUGACCCAAAUGGAGCAAGAACCAGAACCAACCAAUACAGAGAACAGUAGUGAUGAGAGCGCUCGGCAGCAGGGUCCUAUCCUCACCAAACACGGAAAGAAUCCGGUGAUGGAGCUGAACGAGAAACGCAGAGGACUGAAGUACGAGCUCAUCUCUGAAACGGGAGGAAGCCACGACAAACGCUUCGUCAUGGAGGUGGAAAUCGACGGACAGAAGUUUGAAGGUAGCGGUUCUAAUAAAAAGGUGGCGAAGGCUUAUGCUGCAUUAGCGGCCCUGGAGAAGCUCUUUCCAGAAGGCUCCAACUCGGAAGCAAAUAAGAAAAAGAAAAUGGCUCCAAUGCACACUGGUUUUGGGAUGAUGAGUGGGCCACCCGCUGACCUGGCAGCCAAUCCCCGGGGCCGAGGAAGAGGACGUGGCAGGGGGCGGGGUAGAGGAUUUAACAACGGUGGUGGAUUUAACCAAGGUGGAUAUGGAGCAUAUGGCUAUGGGGGCAAUGCUAACUCUGGCUACAAUUUCUAUAAUAACGGCGGUUCUAACGGUGGAUCAGGUGGUUCGGGUCCCGGAGCGACGGGACCAGGCACAAACGCAUCUUCUGGAGCACCAGCGGGACCGGCUGGCUUCAGUUCAUAUUACCAGAACGAUGGAGGCUACUCGUCCCCUGCUUCAACACCCAAAGUAGCUCCCAAGAAGCCGCCCAUGCUCCAGAACACGAGGACUCCAGGAGCUCCCGGAACGGGUCAGGGAGGGUCCUUCGGUCAGUUCGGCCAGGGCUUCGGACAGGCCAAGAAAAACUUUGGCCAAUCUCAAGGCGGAGGUGGAAACUUCAACUACAGCACGGCUUAUCCGUCGCAGGUGACCGGAGGGCAGGACUACGGCUAUGAAGGUUACAGCAACCAAUCAAGCUUUGGUUCACAGCAGGGUGGUUCAAACCAGAAUUUCGGUGGUAACGCCGGCCCGUACAACAGUGGAUCAGCGGGAUACGGUCGAGGAGAUGGCAGUAUGAACUACCAGUACAGAUAAAACUGACCGUCGUGCGAUGGGUGGCGAUUGAGCGUCGACCCUUGUCUCGCUUUUCAUUCUAGAGUUCGCAAUCUUUGGCUCCAAUCACCAUCAGACCACCUUGGACUUUAAGGAAAACAAAUGGCAGUGUCUUUCAACUUUGUGCAGAAUAGUGUAUUUCUAGGUUUCUUUAAGUUUGAGUUCUUUCAACCUGUAAACUCCCCCAAACUGCUGUCCGAAGCAAAGCAUGUGAAGACCUGCUGUUAGAUAUUCCGCUGCGACAUCCACACCUGAUUUUAACCAUUCUGACUUGUAAAAAUGUGUUAGUCUCGAGCUGUAAAUCUUUCGUUUUUUUGUUUUUUUCUUUCCUCCAGCUGACCAGCAACAUUUCAUUACCGUGAUUGUUGGCUAUUCAUUUAAAGUAAGAAUGCACAUGUGAUGUUAUGUUUUAAGUGGUUGUGAUUGUGAAGGUUGUCGUGUGUCAGGUCGUUGUAGCGUUCGGCUUUUUUUGGAGACGGGGGACCUUUUUAUUUUUUGCUGAACAAUGUUGAAGAAUGAGUGGUGUUUGUAAUAAAGGAUUUUAUUUUGGAGGA
Messenger RNA from Triplophysa rosa, 3245 nucleotides. It is a transcript of the gene ilf3b, whose product is annotated as interleukin enhancer binding factor 3b. Gene Ontology annotation, cellular component: precatalytic spliceosome. The record is from RefSeq and is a predicted model, not a curated record. Gene Ontology annotation, molecular function: double-stranded RNA binding; single-stranded RNA binding. Bases 148 to 2673 code for a protein of 841 amino acids. NCBI's taxonomy places the organism in Eukaryota, Metazoa, Chordata, Actinopteri, Cypriniformes, Nemacheilidae. The transcript is spliced from 19 exons.